Strongylocentrotus purpuratus (purple sea urchin) is the source of this 2783-nucleotide messenger RNA. RefSeq names its product CD151 antigen. Gene Ontology annotation, cellular component: membrane. The transcript has 9 exons. The coding region runs from base 1151 to 1966 and encodes 271 amino acids. Lineage: Eukaryota; Metazoa; Echinodermata; Echinoidea; Camarodonta; Strongylocentrotidae. The record is from RefSeq and is a predicted model, not a curated record.
GUAUGAAAGGGGGGUCUGGGUAGUGGGUUUUGUGCCCUUCAUACGCUCCUUCCUUUUCCAGAGGAAAUAGCCUAUCAACAAGAAAACUGAGACUAGCUAGUGUGUAGGGUAUUAGGAAGGGGGGUUAGGAGGGGGAAACCCUGCCUGCAUGUAAAACCUUCUCAUAGAUGCGUCACACGUACACAUACUCGCACUGUACAUUGAAAAACAAGUUUACUCAUGUACAAAACCUACAUGUACAAGUGCUAAUAGAGAUUUGGCUGUAUGAUAUACCGCACCCAAUUAAUUGUGCAGUGAGUUUAAGGAGUCUGAAAGUAGGUGAAUGAAGGCCCCAUGGAUGCAAAGCACUAGCUAAACUGUCUUAAACUAUAGUUUUCGGAGGUGCUUUUGAAACUCUGGAUUUAUGUGGAUUUUUAAGAGUUACGCGGGAAGGAUCCAUUUUAGUGUGGAACAUCACAAAUAUAAAGAGGAAAACUUGAAUACAGAAAGACCAGGAUCUGCAACAACAGAUGACACAAGUGAAUUUUUCAGCAAAAAAAUGAGAGAAGAAUUUUUCAUCCAGUUAAAUUGAUCUUUAUUGUCCAGUUGAAAGUAAAAUCUCAAAGUGAUUAAUAAAAAGAAAUUGGCUUUAUUUAAUAAACAAUCAUUAGGUACAUAGUGUGACUUUCAGGAACUCUGAUAUAUUUAGAGGGCAUUUUUCCAAACCUUGGAAAACAAAUAAGCCAACAAAGAAAGAUUUAGAUACAUCGAAUACAUUUAAAAGCAAAGUUAUGAUAACAUUGCAAGUAAUGAAAUAAAAAAAAGAGAGGAGACAAUUUCUUGAGAUCAAGGAAAGUUGAAAUAAGAAGAACAGUGCAUAAUCGGUAGACUUGUGAACAAGAGAAUAUCUGACUGAAGAAAAAAAUCAUAUUGGAAAAGGAAGAUCAGUGAAAAGAGUAUUCACUGAUUGUGAUUGAGGGAACGACUGAAGGAAGAUCAAGAAAGGAGCAACACUGAUUUUUUUCUUGUGCUUGAGGGAACGACUGACUGAGGGAACAACGAUUUGAGAAAGGAGAUACAUGUACUGACAUUAACCUUGUGAUAGAGAGACCGAUUUAUCGAAGAAGAGGAAGAACCAACCGUCACCAUAGCUCCCAAGGAGAGACUCGUGAUGGAGAUCGAGGAAGAUCCUCCGACGCCUGGUCCACCCUUAUCGGAGCAAGGACAGUGCUAUCGUGUCUUUCUCUACUGUCUAAACGUCUUCUUUGUGUUCACAGGAGUGGCAAUGGUGGCGAUAGGAGUAUGGGUCCAAAUGGACCCCAUUAACGAACAGGUCGCGCUUCUCCUUGGCAACGACCUUUUCAAGAUGGCCGGCCAGGCCAUCGUCCUUGGUGGAGCAUUGAUCCUCGUAGUCUCCCUGCUUGGAUGUGUCGGGGCUCGUCUAGAGAACAAGUGUCUCCUAAAGAUGUAUUUCUACCUGCUGCUGGCGGUAUUUGUGAUCGAGUUUUCUGGCGGUAUUUUAGGAAUGGCAUUCUUAGCAAGUGCUGAAACGGAGCAGAACCUUACCUGGUCUUUGAGAGAUAACUAUGGGGCAGAUGGAGCAGAGGAAUACACCGAGGCAUAUGACUUCAUACAGAAAAGGUUUCGAUGCUGUGGCGUAGCCGGUGAUGUGAUAGAUGCGGUGGUCGAGUAUAAAAUGACGGCUUUCUGGCUGAACCAGUCGCCGUUAAAACCCCGCGACGUGGUGCCUGCCAGCUGCUGUCGAGAGGGCGUCGACCCUGUCAUCUGCCGGUUAGAGAGGCCCCAGAACCUGUAUAGACUCUACUUGCAUAAUGUGGGAUGCCUCACGGCUACAGAGGCUCGUGUGACAGAGUACGGAGGGGUCGUGGGAGGAGUGGCGAUCUGCAUAUCUGUCUUACAUUUGGGUGGUAUGGUCUUCACCUUCUUACUGUACAGAGAGAUUCCCAGCAAGAGAUCCAGAUCAUGAAGCGGCUGAUAACUCAGGGAAGAGGGCCCUGUUUCAUCAAACCUGUUAUCAAUAACAAUUAAGUUCCAAUACCUGUUAUAAGCUACUGAAAUCCUAACAGUUGAUUGGCUAAGAGCAAAGUUGUUAUUGAUAACAAGUUUUAUGAAAUUGGGCCCUGAUCAUAGAUCAGAGAUUCCCAGCAAGAGAUCAAGAUCAUGAAGCGUUUGAUAAGCCAGGGAGGGCCCUGUUUUGAUCAAACCUGGGGGAGCGUUUCAUAAAGCUGUGCGUAAAGUUACGCAUGACUUUACGAAUGACUUGAAUAUAAAGAGCCAAAUGGGAUGCCCAAAAUUUUUCCUGACAUUUUAACAGACCGUGACUGUGUUUCCCAUAAUCUCAAUUAAAUUGUAGCCAAAAAUACACUUUGCAUUAAAAUGUUUUGUUAAAAAUGAUAAGGUUAAUCUAAAUCUGCAUAUAUAUUAUAACUUUAGCUCAUGCAAUUAAAAGGAUUUGAAAAUCCCAUUUAGCUCUUCAUUUUCAAGUCAUAUGGGUAACUUUACGCACAGCUUUAUGAAACACCCCUGUUAUCAAUAACAAGUUCCAAUACCUGUUAUAUAUAAGCUACUGAAAUCCUAACAGUUGAUUGGAUGAGAGCAAAGUUUUUAUCUUGUUAUUGAUAACAAGUUUUAUGAAAUGGGGCCCUGAUCAUAGAUCAACUGGCAGAAGUUUGUUAGCAAGCGUGCAUGCCACAAAGCAAAUUUUGAUAACUCACUCUUUAAGGUUUCGACUGCUCUAUACAUAGUACACUAAUAGUCCGUUCUUGUAUAGCGCAUAACACAUU